UGCUCUACGUACAACCAGCACCUCCCUCGUCAUCAUCAAUUUCUGACCGUCUCCCAAGUCCGGGUCUGAUGGAAAGGGAGCGAAUUAAUCGGGGGUAUUGGCGAGUCAUCUCAUUCCACGCGCACCGUUUACAAUAGUAGACUAGGUGGUUUCAUGUGGCCGUGAUAUUGACGGUUCGGGCAUGACAACUCUGCCGGUGGGAGGGGAGGACUCGGGAAGCGAGCAUCACAGAAUAUCAGCUGAAUACGAGGAGGUACUGAGCCGCUUUGCGAACUGGGCCAAAUCAUCAGGGACACAGAAUACUGCGAGCAACGACACCGGGCAAAAGGCUGACUAGCCAUGGCUUGGGCACUCGUGACCCCCUCGUCGAGAGGCAUUGGCUUCGCAUUGACCCGUCACUUGCUUCGGACUCUGCCCGCGAGCGUGCCCGUUGUUGCGACGGCACGUUCAGAUCUGGACGGCGCCAAGGAGAGGCUGCUCUCGUCGCUGGAGCUCUCUGCAGCACAAGCAUCGCGCCUCGACGUGCAGGAGUGUGAUGUGCUUUCCGAGCCUUCGAUUGCCAAGCUGGCUGGGUACUGCAAGGAUCGAUACCACGACAGAUCGAAGGAAAAGAACGCACAUCUACGCAUGGGGUUCCUGAUACCUGGCAUGUUGAUACCCGAGAAAGCACCGGAAAAGAUUGAAUAUGACGCCGCGCUGCAGACGCUCAAGCUCAACCUCCUGGCACCCAUGAUGCUUGUGAAACAUUUCGCCAGCUUCCUCCCGCGGAAGUCGACAAAGAUGGUGCUCGAGGACGGGUUGCCCAAUUGGGCCGUGCUGGCACUGAUGAGCGCUAGAGUCGGAUCGAUCACGGACAAUCGAUUAGGAGGAUGGUAUAGCUAUCGAGCUUCCAAGGCCGCAGUCAAUCAACUGGUCAGGUCUACCGACAUAUUUCUGGAGAUGCAGAGCGGACACAGCGCCAUGUGCGUCGGGCUACAUCCAGGAACGGUCAAAACCAGUCUGAGCAGGGAGUUUUGGAACAGCACGCCCCCGGAGAAGCUGUUCAGUCCCGACUUCAGCGCUCAGAGACUGAUAGACGUCGUCAACGGGUUGCAGGAAAGUAGCCGGGGGAAAUGCUGGGAUUGGAAAGGCCAGCAGAUCCCUCCAUGAUGAUGGCGGAUGAUGUACGGAGUACAUGAUGGUUCGUGAUGAAUAAGUAGCAGUGGAACGAGGCUGUUGUGGGUCGGUCAGUG
This is a messenger RNA of Cladophialophora immunda, 1232 nucleotides long. RefSeq lists its product as uncharacterized. Bases 340 to 1149 code for a protein of 269 amino acids. The transcript has a single exon. Lineage: Eukaryota; Fungi; Ascomycota; Eurotiomycetes; Chaetothyriales; Herpotrichiellaceae. The record is from RefSeq and is a predicted model, not a curated record.